Molecule: messenger RNA, 3318 nt
Organism: Thlaspi arvense
Lineage: Eukaryota; Viridiplantae; Streptophyta; Magnoliopsida; Brassicales; Brassicaceae
Source: the annotation of a GenBank genome assembly
CAGCAAGAGGAUGAGGAGAUGCUUGUGCCGCAUUCAGAUUUGGUCGACGGCCCUACUCAGCCCAUGGAAGUUACCCAACCUGAGACUGCUGCGAGUACCGUGGAGAACCAGCCAGCGGAGGAUCCUCCCACUCUGAAAUUUACGUGGACUAUCCCAAACUUCUCUAGGCAAAACACCAGGAAGCAUUACUCCGAUGUAUUUGUCGUUGGGGGCUACAAAUGGCGCAUAUUAAUUUUCCCGAAAGGGAACAAUGUCGACCAUUUGUCCAUGUACUUGGAUGUUUCUGAUGCUGCGAGUUUGCCGUACGGUUGGAGCAGAUAUGCUCAGUUCAGUCUGGCUGUGGUCAAUCAGAUCCACACCAGAUAUACCAUUAGAAAAGAGACGCAACAUCAAUUCAAUGCAAGAGAAAGCGAUUGGGGAUUUACAUCAUUCAUGCCUCUCAGCGAACUCUAUGAUCCUAGUAGAGGAUACUUAGUGAAUGAUACUGUUUUCGUUGAAGCUGAAGUCGCUGUCCGUAAGGUUCUUGAUUACUGGUCAUACGACUCCAAGAAAGAGACUGGUUUUGUUGGUCUCAAGAACCAAGGUGCAACUUGUUACAUGAAUUCUCUCCUACAGACACUAUACCACAUACCUUACUUCCGAAAGGCUGUAUACCACAUGCCGACAACUGAGAACGAUGCGCCCACAGCAAGCAUACCUUUGGCUCUCCAAAGUUUGUUUUACAAGCUACAAUAUAAUGACACUAGUGUUGCGACAAAAGAGCUGACAAAGUCGUUUGGCUGGGAUACAUAUGAUUCUUUCAUGCAACAUGAUGUUCAAGAACUCAAUCGAGUUCUCUGCGAAAAACUUGAGGACAAAAUGAAGGGCACUGUUGUGGAGGGAACAAUACAACAGCUAUUUGAGGGUCACCAUAUGAAUUAUAUUGAGUGCAUAAAUGUAGAUUACAAAUCUACACGGAAAGAAUCAUUUUAUGACCUUCAGCUGGAUGUUAAAGGUUGCAAGGAUGUUUAUGCUUCUUUUGACAAAUAUGUUGAAGUUGAACGCCUUGAAGGAGACAACAAAUAUCAUGCCGAAGGACAAGGUUUACAGGAUGCCAAAAAAGGUGUUCUUUUCAUCGACUUUCCACCGGUCCUUCAGCUCCAGCUCAAGAGAUUUGAAUAUGACUUUAUGAGGGACACCAUGGUGAAGAUAAAUGAUCGGUAUGAAUUUCCUCUUCAACUGGAUCUCGACAGAGAGAAUGGAAAGUAUUUAUCCCCUGAUGCUGACAGGAGUGUCCGCAACCUGUACACACUUCACAGUGUCUUAGUUCAUAGUGGAGGAGUACAUGGUGGGCACUAUUACGCAUUUAUAAGGCCUACACUCUCGGAUCAGUGGUAUAAAUUUGAUGAUGAACGAGUAACCAAGGAAGAUUUGAAAAGAGCAUUGGAGGAGCAAUAUGGUGGUGAAGAAGAGCUACCACAGACCAAUCCUGGUUUCAAUAACCCUCCUUUUAAAUUCACAAAGUACUCGAAUGCGUACAUGCUUGUAUAUAUCCGGGAGAGUGACAAAGAUAAAAUAAUCUGCAACGUUGAUGAGAAAGACAUUGCUGAACAUUUGAGGGUGAGGCUGAAGAAAGAACAAGAAGAAAAGGAAGAUAAAAGAAGAUACAAGGCACAAGCUCACCUUUUUACAAUAAUUAAGGUUGCCAGAGAUCAAGACCUUAAGGAACAAAUUGGGAAGGAUAUAUAUUUUGACCUUGUUGACCAUGACAAAGUUCGUAGCUUCCGGAUCCAGAAACAGACACCAUUUCAACAAUUUAAGGAAGAAGUGGCCAAAGAAUUUGGUGUACCUGUUCAGUUACAGAGGUUCUGGAUAUGGGCAAAGCGACAAAACCAUACUUAUCGUCCCAAUCGCCCCCUUACGCCUCAGGAGGAAUUACAACCGGUUGGACAAAUAAGAGAAGCAUCUAACAAGGCAAACACUGCAGAACUUAAGCUGUUUUUGGAAGUAGAGCUGCUGGAUGAACGUCCUAUUCCUCCUCCUGAAAAAUCAAAAGAAGAUAUUCUUCUUUUCUUUAAGCUUUACGACCCGGAGAAGCCAGAGUUAAGGUAUGUUGGCAGACUGAUGGUGAAAAGUUCCAGUAAGCCUAUGGAUAUAACUGGAAAACUGAACGAAAUGGCUGGCUUUGCUCCUGAUGAAGAAAUAGAACUUUUUGAGGAAAUCAAGUUUGAGCCUUGUGUUAUGUGCGAACACCUGGAUAAAAAAAUUUCAUUCAGAUUGUGCCAAAUUGAAGAUGGAGAUAUCAUUUGCUUUCAGAAACCUGUUGUUAACAAGGAGAUUGAGUGCCGCUACCCAGCUGUGCCUUCGUUUCUUGAAUAUGUCCAGAAUCGACAGCUGGUCCGGUUUCGUGCCCUGGAAAAACCUAAAGAAGAUGAAUUUGUUCUGGAGUUGUCAAAGUUGCACACUUAUGACGAUGUCGUGGAAAGAGUGGCCCAGAAGCUUGGUCUUGACGAUCCAUCCAAACUUAGGCUUACAUCACAUAAUUGCUAUUCCCAGCAACCCAAGCCUCAGCCUAUCAAAUACCGUGGAGUAGACCAUUUGUCAGAUAUGUUAGUUCACUACAAUCAGACGUCUGACAUUUUGUAUUAUGAAGUUCUGGACAUUCCUCUCCCAGAGUUGCAGGGUCUUAAAACCCUAAAAGUUGCUUUUCAUCAUGCCACGAAGGAAGAAGUGGUAAUCCACAAUAUCAGAUUACCUAAACAAAGCACAGUCGGAGAUGUUAUUAAUGAACUUAAGACAAAGGUGGAGCUUUCGCAUCCAGAUGCAGAACUGAGAUUACUUGAGGUGUUUUACCACAAGAUCUACAAGAUUUUCCCAUCAACUGAAAGAAUUGAGAACAUAAAUGACCAGUACUGGACUUUACGAGCUGAGGAGAUACCGGAAGAAGAGAAGAAUAUUGGUCCAAAUGAUCGCUUAAUUCUUGUGUACCACUUUGCUAAGGAGACUGGACAAAACCAGCAAGUGCAGAACUUCGGGGAGCCCUUCUUCUUGGUAAUCCAUGAAGGUGAAACACUUGAAGAAAUCAAGAACCGUAUCCAGAAGAAGCUUCAUGUAUCCGAUGAGGACUUUGCCAAGUGGAAGUUUGCGUUUAUGUCGAUGGGGCGUCCGGAGUACUUGCAGGACUCGGAUGUUGUAUAUAACCGCUUUCAGAGAAGAGAUGUAUACGGCGCUUUUGAGCAGUACCUCGGGUUGGAGCACACUGAUACCACCCCAAAAAGGGCUUAUGCUGCAAACCAGAACCGGCACACUUAUGAAAAGCCCGUGAAAAUAUACAAUUAG